Molecule: messenger RNA, 1000 nt
Organism: Silurus meridionalis
Lineage: Eukaryota; Metazoa; Chordata; Actinopteri; Siluriformes; Siluridae
Gene: bscl2l
Product: BSCL2 lipid droplet biogenesis associated, seipin, like
Exons: 7
Coding region: 1-795 (264 amino acids)
Biological process (GO): lipid droplet organization; lipid storage
Cellular component (GO): endoplasmic reticulum membrane
Source: RefSeq, a predicted model, not a curated record
AUGCUCUCAGACUCUGUUUGCUCUUUACCUGUGGCCAACUUCUCACUGCUAAGCACCAACAAGAAACAGGUAAUGACUCCUGGUCAGUCCUAUCAGAUCACACUGGACUUGGAAAUGCCAGAAUCUCCAACAAAUAUGAAACUGGGGAUGUUCCUAGUGAAGAUGUCAUGCUACUCCCAUGAUGGACAGACUGUCGAUACAUUAAUGCAAACUGUAUGUACAAUGCUUCACUAUCGCUCAAACCUGCUGCAGACUCUGGAGACUGUGAUCUUGCUGCCUUUGAUGCUAAUGGGAGUAAUUGAGCAGAAGCAGCAUGUCCUAGUUGAGCUUCACUCUGCUUACAUAGACAGCUCAUAUAAACCUUCCAUUGGAGCUGUUAUAGAAAUCCAGUCCCAGCAUGUUCAGUUUUACAAAGCCCAGCUCUAUAUUUAUGCUCACUUCAGUGGCAUCAGGUGUGCCCUCUAUCACUAUCCCUUUAUAUCCGCUGUAGUGGGAGUGAUGAGUAACUUUCUGUUCCUAAGUGGGAUCAUCUUCAUUGGUUUUGUGCAGGACAGCAGCAUGUGGCCAGAUCUAUAUUUUGGAAAAUGGAACAUGGUGAGAAAGUGGAAAGCAGAUAUACUGGAAGAUAUGAAUCAGUAUGAGAGAAACCCACACUCUGAGGAAAAUUGCACAGGCAUGAAGACAAAUUUGUUGGAUCCAUCUGUAGUAAGAUCAAGUGAAAUCAUGAAUAACAGUUCAGAUAAGAUGGAAGACACAGAAGUGAUGGAGACGGUUAAGACAAAUUCCCUUUUAUGAUUAACAGGUUUAGGGCAGAUGAUGGACAGAUUGAUCUGAAACAGAUUUAACCAAACACAUUGAGAGAUUUCAUUAAUAUAGGUAAAGGUUGAAAUAGAAAAAGCAAGCUGUUUGUUUUAUUGUGAGAGCUUGAGUCAUGCAAAAGCGUGGACACUGGGCCUUAUUUAUCAAUCUGGAUAUGAGUGGAUUAUGUGUAAAGUGUUUG